Mercenaria mercenaria is the source of this 1331-nucleotide messenger RNA. Its product is annotated as GPN-loop GTPase 1-like. Bases 19 to 1191 code for a protein of 390 amino acids. The record is from RefSeq and is a predicted model, not a curated record. Gene Ontology annotation, molecular function: ATP hydrolysis activity; GTPase activity. The transcript has 11 exons. Lineage: Eukaryota; Metazoa; Mollusca; Bivalvia; Venerida; Veneridae.
GGAAGUAUAAAAUCAAAGAUGGAAGCAAAAGGAGAUAUUGCGACACAUGGGGAAGAAAAAGUUGUCAGUGAAUGCAGUGGGUCAUUACCAGGUGCCAGUAAUGCAGAGGAAGAAAAGCCCACAUGUGUUAUUGUACUUGGUAUGGCUGGUUCUGGAAAAACUACAUUUGUACAGAGAAUUGUUGGACACUUACAUGCCAAUAAAAUGCCACCUUAUGUGAUAAAUUUAGACCCAGCAGUCCACGAAGUACCAUUUCCAGCAAACAUUGAUAUAAGAGACACUGUUAACUACAAGGAAGUGAUGAAGCAAUAUGGCCUUGGACCAAAUGGAGGUAUUGUUACAUCACUAAAUCUGUUUGCUACAAGGUUUGAUCAAGUGAUGCAGUUUGCAGAAAAGAAGAACAAAGCUGAGUGCAAGUAUAUCAUUAUAGACACCCCAGGACAGAUAGAAGUAUUUACAUGGUCGGCAUCUGGCUCUAUUAUUACAGAAGCUCUGGCAUCAUCAUUUCCAACUGUAGUUGUGUAUGUAAUGGACACAUCACGCAGUGUUAGUCCUGUAACCUUUAUGUCAAACAUGACGUAUGCCUGCAGUAUCCUGUACAAAACUAAGCUGCCAUUCAUUGUAGCGAUGAACAAGAUAGACAUUGUAAGUAACCAGUUUGCAGUGGAAUGGAUGACUGACUUUGAGACAUUCCAGGAAGCAUUAGAGCAUGAAACAUCCUACACGUCAAAUCUGACACGAUCAAUGAGUCUUGUCUUAGAUGAGUUUUACGCUACACUAAAAUCAGUGGGUGUGUCUGCUGUAACUGGUGAAGGUGUACAGAAGUUUUUCUCCCUUGUAGACGAGGCAGCAGUGGAAUAUGAGAAAGAUUACAAGCCAAUGUUAGAGAGAAAGAAGAAGGCAGUUAAAGAAAAAGAUAGAAAGAGGAAAGAAAAAGAAUUAGAUAAGGUGGUGAAAGAUAGAGAGGAAGAACUAAUGGAGACUGAAGGUAUGCGGUUGAGGACAUCAAAGCUGACAAUAAAUCGAGGUAUUGAUGAGGAAGAAGACGAGGACAGUGAGGAGGAUUUCAGGCAAGAUGACCCAGUCGAUGAGGAUGAAGUUCGAGAAUACGAGUCGUUCAAGAACUACCUGGACAGUCAGAAGUCACGACAACAACAAAAAGCUGACAAACUGGAACAAAACAACACGUGAUUCAAUAAACACUGUUUUUAUUUGUCAUUGACUGCAUUGUAAAUAAACAUCCCAUGUCAUUUCCAUACAAUUUGCAGUGACUAUUUGUUUUAUUUGUUGACAUUUUAAAUUAUUUGUGCAAAGAGAUUGUUCAAAGGCUA